AAAAUAUUGUGUUGAAAGAUUUUUUUUGGUUAUAAAUAAAUUAAACGUGGACAUAAAAAUGAACGAUAGAAAUGACAUUGUGUUAGUGGGAGACGGUUUUGUCGGAAAAACUUCAAUUGUAAACGCAUUAACCAAAAAAUCAUUUGAUGUUUCAUCCAAUCCAAACAUUAUAAACGAGACUGAAGUGGAAAUUGCAGAGUUGUCUUCAUCUAUAAAAUUUAACAUGAUUGAUACAGCAGGACAGGAAGAAUAUGAUUUUGCCAGGAAAGAGUCGUAUGAAAAAGCAAACUUAUUUUUACUUUGCUUUUGUGUUCAUGAUUUUAAUUCAUUUGAUAAUAUAAGAACAAAAUGGGCUAAAGAAUUAGAUUUAUAUAAAAAUGUUCCAAAAAUACUUAUAAGUACAAAAUGCGACGAAAAAGAAAAAGAUUUUAUAAAGAGAAACGAAAUAGAAAAACUAAGAAGAAAAAUAAAUUGUGUAGAAUAUAUAGAAUCUUCAGCCAAAACCUUGGAGGGUAUAGAGACUAUUUUACAGACUGCAUAUAGAGUUUUAAAUACUAAGGAAACCAAACGAAGUUGUGUUAUCAGUUAAUAAAAAGUAUUCAACCAAUUUUUUUUUUACCAAAAUUGGCAAUGUUGUCAAAUUUGUGAUUGAAACAAGAAAACAAUAUAUAAACAGCUAAAUAUUUCGGAA
Molecule: messenger RNA, 691 nt
Organism: Brassicogethes aeneus
Lineage: Eukaryota; Metazoa; Arthropoda; Insecta; Coleoptera; Nitidulidae
Source: the annotation of a GenBank genome assembly